Messenger RNA from Caenorhabditis auriculariae, 18642 nucleotides. The record is from the annotation of a GenBank genome assembly. NCBI's taxonomy places the organism in Eukaryota, Metazoa, Nematoda, Chromadorea, Rhabditida, Rhabditidae.
AUGGUACUAUAGUCGAUGUGCCACAAGUUGAAAUUUCAUGGAACGACACUCCGCUGUUUCGAUUUGUGCGGUAGCGCACAUCGUGCGAAUUUGCCAACCUCGGCCACGCUAAUUUUUUGCCUAUUUAUAAUUUUGAUCUUUUUUUAAUUAUUUUAUUUCUUUAAAAAUGUAUUAUUAUCGUUGAAAAAGAUUACAAAUGUAAACGAAAGAACACAGUAAAUUUCAUGAUCUUCCUCGAAAAAAGCGAUAAAAAAUGUGUUUUUGUUAAAGCCAUGUUUUAAUGUUUUCAUCGUUUUUUUUUUCUGUUUGUUGCCGUGGUUAAUGGAUUUUUUUUAGAAAGUGAGUAUAAAAUGAAGAAGUGUACGCACUAUGAAAUACAGAGAUCGGUUUCAGUCAACAUAAGUUUUUCACUGCUUAUUUAUCCUCUGGUUUAUUGGCAUUCCGAAAAAUUUUAUUCAUCCAUUGCACUGCCAAAAAGUUCGUAAAACUAAAGAAUUAUCGAAAAAAAAAAAUUUAUUUGAAAACGGCAAAUUAUGAAAUGGGAAAGCGUGACCGAGAUCCGCAAAGGCAUUGAUUCUUCACGGCCACAAGGCCACCGAGCGGAGUGUCGUUCCAUGAAAUUUCAACUCGUGGCACAUCGACUAUAUUAGACUUCUAAAACUACUGUAUUGAUAGUAACUUCCAAAGAAUUUUCAUAGUGACCACUUUAGUGUCCUCUCCAAGUAAUUUUUGAGGAGCCCUUAAGGGGUUACUAGAGCUUUUCACAGAAAUAGUGAGAAUUAGCGAUUUUUUCGAUUUUCAGUUGAGAAUUUCUAAGAAAAAAUCGGUUCACCGAAUUUUAGGUCGUUUUUUGUCAAUUCUUCAGCUUUUUCAUUUAAAAAUGGAUUUUCUGGGCUUUGAACACCUUUUUUAGAGAUUUCUUGAGGACUCUGUCUGUAUUAAUAUUAACAAAUUCAUCACGGACUUUGUCUUGUUUUUUUUCGAAGUAUCAAAGAAAUAAUCAUAAUUUAUUCCGCAAAAAUAAAAAAAUAGGAUCGAAAUUUUUUUCCGUUUUUUUAUCACUAUUUUCUCGAGGUUCCAAGCAAAAUAAGCCUUAAAUUAUCAUUUUCAGAUGAAAAAAAUUUCUUCCACCGAUUUUUAUUCAGCCUUUCUCGCUUUACUCAAGGAAUGCCGUCAAAACUUGAAUUAAUAUAAAUUUUCCUAGAGUUUUAAUAGUCGGAAAAAAACAUUAAUUUAAUCGUGUUCAGUUAAGAAAGGAGGUUAAAAAAAUCAUCACUGAAGCUUUUUUUAAAUGAAACAGUUUGAAAAAUUUAGUAAAGUUUUUUUCAAAUCGUGUUUUCUGUCGAAAAAGGGUCAGAAAAAAAUCUCCUUUCUGCCAGUUUCAGCACCUCAUUUGAAUAUAAAUUCCUUCUCUCCGUAAUUUCCUGUCCCGCCAGAUUCUACAGAGUGAUAAAAAGAAGAAAAGUGUUCGUAUUUUAAGGAUUUUUUUUUUUGCAGGCGGCUGGUCCAGCGUCGGCCAUGCUCAAGGCGAAGAAGAAGGACAAGGAGACCAAGGUCGGCUUUUUUGUAGAAUAAAUACGUAUUUUAUAGAAAAAGUUAAAAAUAUGGAUAACUGAACGUUAUGAGUUCAAUUGUGAAAAAAAAAAAUUUUUUUUUGAGAUUGGAAUUUUUGAAUUAGCCCUGACACUUGUGCGCUCCAUGGGUAAUUUUUUAAUUUUCAAAAGAGUUUUUUUUGGACCGUAUUUUUUUAUUAAAAUUGGCUCAAUUCAAGGCUUCCUGAUUUUAAAAAAACAAGGAAAAAUCAGUUUUUGCUUUGUAGUAGAUUCAUGACACUUCAAAUACAUAGAGAAAGUUUUUUUUUAUGAUUUUUUUAGAAUUUUAGAGAGAUAUGACAAAAAAAUUGAAAAAAAGUUUGAUUUUUAUAGGAACAGAAGACCUUGAAAUACAGUAAAAGCAGGUUUCAUAAGAAAUUUUAAUCGGAGGCCUGAAAAUUUGAAUUUUUAGUUAGCUCAAUAUUAGCUUCGGAUUUUUUUCACUUUAUCUUUAUAUUUUUUUCGAUUUUAGUUCAAUCUGUAGACUUUGGAAAUGAAUUAGCGUACUUUUUAUUCAAAAAUUUAUGAAUAAAAAAAUAAUUUUUCAAAAGCCAAUUUUCCAGGUAGAAAAGGACAAGAAAGAAGAGAAAAAGGAGAAAAAGAAAGAUGAGCCGGCCCUGAACCCGACGACCACUGCAAACAUCCCAACCAUCCAGACUGAAGAUGUCGGAGGUGAAAAUUACAUUUUUAUUGCUGUUAAUGACGUCAUAAAUCACCGAAAUAAUUAUUAGAAUGACGUCAUCAAGACAAAAAAUCGUUGGAGUAUGGAGGUAUCAAAAUUCAAAUGUCUGGUUUCAAAAUUUAAAUUUCCUUACUGAUCUUUUCUCAUUUUAUCGCCGAUUUUGAACAUUUUUGUACAAGAAAACUUGGAAAAUGUCAAUUUUUCUGAUUUUUGGACCGUCAAUGAUGUUUUUUGUUUCAAGAAUUCACGAAGAGUGGCCUUAAUUCAACUUUCAUAUCUCAAAUUCUAAUUAUCUAGCUGGUUUUGAACAUUUUUGUAAAAUAAAAACGGGAAAAAUAACACUUAUCUUGAUUUCUGGACCAUCAAAAUGCUCAAAUUCAUUUUUUGAACCGAAAUUUCUUUUUUUUUUCUGGAUUAUCAAAUAUUUUUCCAAACAGCUAUUUUUAAGAGCCUGGUGCUUAAACUUAACAUAUAAAAUCCAAAUUUCAGUUUUCUGGCCCAUUUUGAACAUUUUAGUGCAAAGAAACGUGAGAAAUGUAAGAUUUUCUGAUUUCUGGACCAUCGAAUAUUUUUCAAAUAGUUAUUUUUGAGAGCUAGGCAACUUUUAGAAGCAAAAAUAUAAUUUUCUGGCCCAUUUUGAAAAAUUCAGUGCAAGGAAACGUGAGAAGUGUAAAUUUUUUUGAUUUCUAGAUCAUUAUAUAUUUGUUCAAAUAGCUAUUUUAAGAGCCUGGUGCUUAAACUUAACAUAUAGAGUCAAAAUUCCAGUUUUCUGGCCAAUUUUGAACAUUUUGGUGCAAGAAAAACGGGAAAAAUGGAAAAAAACACUGUAGUGACCACUUAAGGGGCUUCUCAAGUACUACCUGGAGAGAACACUUAAGUGGCCACUUGAAAUUUUCCUAGUAGAUGUUUGAAUUUGACUUUUUGAACCGAAAUUAUAGAAUUUUAGCCCUAUUUGUGUCAUUAAACUUGAGAAACUCCCAAUUUCCUGUUUUCUGGACCAUCAAUUACUGUUUCAAGUAGCUAUUUUUGAAAGCUAGGGCAACUUUUAGAACCCCAAUUUUAGUCUUUCUAGCCGGUUUUUGAACAUUUUAGUGCAAGGAAACGUGAGAAAUGUCAAUUUCAAUCAGAUUUCUGGCCCCCGAUUGAUUGGCCAGCCAUUUUGCGGUAGUCGAGGCUUUUUUUUUCUUCGUCCGUCUGUUCUCUUCUCGUCGUUCGUACAGUAGCGAUAAGCGACCUGUGGCGGAUAUUUAAUUGCCUACCUUUUGAUAUGAUAACGGCCCAGUAAUUCGCCCAUUUUUCCACCCUUUCUCGGUUUUUGCAGGAAAAUUCUCUUGAAAUGAGUAGGUUUUUUCGUUUUUUUGUGAUAAUUUUGAAGAGAAGUUGGUUGUGAUAUUUAAAAAGAAAAUUUGAUCGAUAAUGAUUUUUAAGGUGAUUUGUGAUCAUUUUGAAGGUGUAGAACUGUCUUUUUUCGGAUUUUUUGUUGGUAUGAGUAGGUUUUUUCGUUUUUUUUUUGUGAUUUAUUUGGGAUUUUCAUGGAAAAUUAAUAGUGAUAUUUAAAAUUGAAAAGAGAAAUUGAUCGAUAAUGAUUUUUUGGCUUCAUUUUUGUUCAUUUUGAAGGUGUAGAACUGUCUUUUUUCGGAUUUUUUGUUGGUAUGAGCAGAUUUAUAAAUGUUUUUCAAUUGUAAAUUGAAGCAAAAUGAAGGUAUACAUAGGAAAAAUUAGUGAUAGGUAAUCGAUAAUGAUGUGCUCAGGUGAUUUUUGGUCAUUUUUACGAGGUAGAACUGUCUUUUUCCGGAAAUUUCUCUUGAAAUGACUACAUUUUUGAAAACUUCUCGGGUUUUUUUAAUAGAGAAGUGAGGAGGAAUGAAGGUUUCUAUAGAAAAAAAGUAGCGAUAGGUAAUCGAUAGUGAUGUCAUCAGGAGGUUUUAGAUCAUUUUAAAGAGGUAGAAAUUUAUUUUUUUCCUGUCUUUUUUUCGAAAAAAAUUUAGUUGAAAAACCUUUGGUUUUUUUCAAUUCUCAUUCAAAGCGGAACCUAAUAUUGCCCUAUUUUCAUCCUUCUUUCUCAAUUUUGCAGGAAUUUUUGUUGAAAUGAGCAGUUUUUUGUGAUUUUGAGAGGGAAUGAAGGUUUCUAUAGCAAAAUUGAAUGAUAAAUAAUCGAUAAUGAUUUUUUUAAAGUGAUUUUCGAUCAUUUGUAAGAGAUAGAACUCCAUUCCAGUUGUCUUUGUUGGGAAAUUUUGGUUAUAAUGAGUUGAUUUUCCGUGUUUUUGAUAGGAAAUUGAAGAGAAGUGUAAGGGGGAUAGUGAUAAAUAAUCGAUAAUGGUUUGAGUGGCUGAUUUUUGACCAUUUUGAAAAGUUUUCAACAUAAAUUUAGAUUUUUUGGACCCUUUUUUGAGUAUUUUUUGAGUGGAAGUUUGAAAGAAUUCGAGAAAAAAUAUGAAUUUUUCAUUUUUAAUACAUUCAUUUUGAAAAAAAACUAGAUUUUCGUGUUAAAAGUGGCUUUUUUGAAAUAUUUCAGUGGUAUUUUGCGUUUUUUUAAAUUCUAGAUCAGGGUUUUUCAAUAUAAAAGUUGAAGGAAAGUAGAAAAUUUUUGGGAUUUUUGGAACUUUUCCCCUUUUUCUCAAUAUAAAUCGGUUGUGAAAAAAAUGAAGUUUAACCAAUUUUUUCCUCGAUUCAUCUCAAAAAUUCCUCACAAAAUUUCCAAAUGAAUGCGUAUCUUUGUGAAGAAUAAUUUAAUGGAAUUUUCUUCGAAUCUUAAUGAAAUUUUCCGUUGUUUUCGACGGCCUAACGCCCCCAUUUUCGUGAAUAUUUUUUUGGGUUUUUUUCUUUUUUUUCUAAUAUUUGAUUGGAGCAUUUUCAUUGAAGAUUCAAUCUGAACAAUGUUUUUUUGGUCAAAAAUUUAAGUUUCAUAGGUCAUAACUAUCAAUAUUUAUGUAUUUAAAAAAAUUAGAAUAUUCAGAGGUGCUCUAAGGAAGGUUCUUCAAGGGGUAUUUUUUUGUAAAAUGGCUAAGAAUUAUAUUUUUUUAAAAAGUUAAUUUUUAGCUUUUUCCCUCUUUUCCUUAUAUAUUUCUAGCUCAGUUUCUUCAUUUUCCCAAUAUUUUCAAGUUCUCCCUUCGAAAGACGAAUUGUUUUCAAUAUAGGUGACAAAGAUGCAGGUUUUUGCGGGAUGCUUGUUCUUGGAUUUCGUUUUUUUCUUCUUUCUCAGAAAAAUUAAACGAAAUCCAUUGAAGAAAUAAUUUUUUUAAAUGUCCUAAAAAUUAGGGAAAAAAAUAGUUCAAAUUGUGUCUUGGCGUUGGAAAAUUCAACUAGAUGAAUAAAAAAAAGGGAAAAUUUUGGAACGUUUUGUUGAAUUUCUAAUUUCUAAAUUUCUUCUACGAUUUCGGUAGCUCAAAUCUUGAUAUUUUAAAGUAUUUUCAAGAAAAAUUUUAUUGGAUCUUAAUUUUUGGAUAAUUUAAGCUGUUAUGUAAGUUUUUUUCACCCAAAAAUUAAAGAAUUUCAUCGUUGGUUUUCUAUAAGUCAAAUGUUUUAAGUGGCCACUUCAGGGUUUUGACGUUUUAGUGGCCCCGAUAGUGGUCGGUUUAAUGACCUUUUUAGGAGUGCAAGUGGGACUCACCAAAAAACUACUUAAGUGGCCACUAAGACGCAAAAGAGUGACUUCUAUAGAGAUUUUUUUCAGUUGCCACUUAAGUUUCCUCUCCAGGUAGCCCUUAAGGAACGUCUUAAGUGUCCACUCGAGUUUUUUUCACGUUUUUUGAUGCUCCAGCUUUCUACAAAUAAGCAUUUUAUGAGACCUUGACUUCAAUUUUUGAGGUUUUUUGUUCAGAAUUCGCAUAAUUUUGAAUGAAAAAUGAAAGUAAUUUAUUUUUUUCCAGGCGACAUGAUCCCGCCGGAUGCGCCGCCGCCAACGAACAUCCGACGAAAUAAUUAUGGGGGAGGUAAGAAGAAAAAGAAAUGUGUUUAUUUGUUUUUCCCGAAGAUUUAUGUGGAUUUUAUAAUUGUUGGCUGUCGAAUUCGUGACAAAAUUCGGAAAAAAGGCCUAUUUUUAGCGCUUUCUCGAUUUUUCUAGGCUUUUUGUUUGAUUUCUUAGCUUUUAAGGUUCAGUUUAUAGAAAGAAAUAAUUUAGAAAGCUCACCAAUUUAUCAAAAAGGGCUUUCAGAAACGCUCCUUUGAAAAUGGGUUAUUUUUGAUAAAAAUAUGAACUACAUAUAAUUUUUUUCGGCAAUAACAAUAUUAGGAUCUCAAGCUUUCAUGAAUCGAUGAGAGGCUUUUUAUUUAAAGGAAUUUGUGCUCUACGGAUAAUUUUCUUAUUUUUCUUUUUAGUGGUUCAAAAAACGGAAGAGAUCGAUUGAAGGCCUAUUUUCGUUAGAAAAAUGUGCUCUAUUGAUAAGUUUUCGUAUAAAGUAUGCUCCAUAAACAAGUUUUCUGAUUUUUCUUUCUAGUGGCGCGGAAAUCGGAUAUUCAAAUUUACAUAAAUCGAUUGAAGGCUUAUUUUUGUUAGAAAAUGUGCUCUAUUGAUAAAUUUUGUAUGCAACUUGCUCUAUGGACAAUUUUCUGAUUUUUCUUUCGAGCUUUGCAAAAAACGGAUACUCAAACGAAAAUAGAUUUAAAGAGCCAACUUUUUAAAGAAAAUGUGCUCUAUCGAGAAAAGUUGGGUAAUAUUUUUUCCGGGCAAUUUCGGCAGAUUUUGCGCUGUAUAAGUUGUCAUUUUAGUGAAAUAGAGCGGUUUGUAGCUUUUUUCGAAGAAAUUCAGUGCAAAGCUGAUCAUGGAGCCUCAAGGCAACUUAUGGGAAUAAUUUUGAAUUUUUUAGGGGGAAUUAUUGACUUUUCUGAUGAAAGGGACCUUAGGAAGGAUUUCAAAACGAAUAAACUGAAAAUAAUGAUUUCAGGACCAAUGAUUGGACGACGGGACCGACGACAAUCCAGCAGUUUGUUCAAUAUUUCCUCAAAUCGGGAACUCGUCAAGUUACCUUUGAUCAGAGGUACAGCCUAUUCCGCGCCAGCUUGUCACGGUUUUUGUUUUUUUACGAGCUCUGGAAUCCUUCCGGGGAGUUUUCAUUCAGGGAACGCGGCCUGACUUUUUGCAGGCGCCUUUUAUUUGACCAAAUAUGUCCGUUAUUAAAGGCGCAGGCACAUACGCAGGCCUCUGUCCGUUAUUAAAGGCGCAGGCACAUACGCAGGCCUCUGUCCGUUAUUAAAGGCGCAGGCACAUACACAGGCUUCUGUCCGUUAUUAAAGGCGCAGGCACAUACGCAGGCCUCUGUCCGUUAUUAAAGGCGCAGGCACAUACGCAGGCCUCUAUCCGUUAUUAAAGGCGCAGGCACAUACGCAGGCCUCUGUCCGUUAUUAAAGGCGCAGGCACAUACGCAGGCCUCUGUCCGUUAUUAAAGGCGCAGGCACAUACGCAGGCCUCUGUCCGUUAUUAAAGGCGCAGGCACAUACGCAGGCCUCUGUCCGUUAUUAAAGGCGCAGGCAAAAACGCAAGCCACGCACAUCGAAGGGAUAGGUUCCGUAGCUCGAUGGGAAAUCAAAAUGGUGACAAGCUGGAAUGAGCUUCAUUGAAAAUAAUUGCUCUCUUCCUUCAAAUGAAAGUUCGAUUACAGAAUCAGACGCUUCUGAGCGAGAGGAGUUGUUCAUCAAGAAGCUCCGUCAAUGUUGCGUCGUUUUCGACUUCGUUCAGGACGCUCUGAGCGACUUGAAACACAAGGAAGUUGGUAUUAUAGUGGCUCCAAAUUAGGAAACUUUGUGAAAAACUCUAAAACUUUCAGUUUAAAUUUAUCAUUUCACUUGAAAAGCUCGUUUUUUCGUAAUUUUCAGCGCUUUGGGGGAGGUUCUCAAAGACCUUAGGCCUUCAAAAUGAAGAUAAAUCAAGCUUUUCCUAUUAUAGUCAAACUUGCCCAUCAAAAAUGUUGAACUCUAUCGAUCCAGGAAAGAAAUAGAGACAUUUUCGCCUUUUUUAAGCUUUAAAACUCGAUUAGAAGGCCAAAAUCGCGAUAUUUUUGCCUUUCCGGGAAUCAGAAUGCUUUGAACUUGAAACACAAGGAAGUUGGUAUUUUUGGUGGUACCCAAUAGGGAAUCUUGUGGAAAACUGAUGAUUUUUGGUGUAAAUUUCUCCUUUCAAUAGGUUUUCAUUUCUAAAAAGGGCAAUUUUUAAGGAUUUUUCAAAAAAAUUUUUAGUCGAGUUAUACCAUUAAUAACUUUGAACUUUGCCAAUCCAGUGAAAAAAAGGGCGUUUUGAGGCUCCUCAGAAGGUCAAAAUCCUGAUAUUUUUGCUUUUCUUAAGAUUAGAAUGCUGAAAAGAAUUUAUAAAAAAAGUUUCUUCAAAUUCUCUCAAUGUCAUUCAUUUUAAUCCCCUUGGGGGAUCAUACAGAUGCAAAAAAAAAAAACACUUUUUUUGAUCUCAACUUUCUUGUAUGGAGUUUAAUCUUCGUGAAACUUUCUGAAGGUGUAAUGACUGUUAUUUGUUAUGACCAGAAGAAAUUCCAGCUCGCAGAAAAAAAAAACGCAGGUUUAUAGUGUUGGAAAUAGAUUGAGCUUCGUACAAAAAAGUUGUGAACAACUUUUUUUGGGUUUUUGUCGACAGUGAAACCUUUUUGGAUUAUUUCGGCUUUUCGGAAAAGUUUGAAGUUUUUUUUAAAGAUCUAAAGGUAUAUUUAUACUUAUGAGGAGGACAUAUUUUGAAAAAAUUGGAAAAAAUACCUAUUUUCCGUCUUUUCAGGUGAAAAGAGCCGCUCUGAAUGAACUCGUCGAGUAUGUCUCGACUAGCAGAGGCGUUAUCACUGAUUCCGUCUAUCCAGAAGCCGUCGAAAUGGUGAUUUUCAAGGAUUUUUUUCGGGAAAAAGGGUCUUACAACAAAGACUAUUGAAGCGAUUUUUGUACUUUUUGAUAGGAAAAAAAAAGUUUAUCAGCGUACUUUUUUUUCCCGAUUUUCGUUCUGUUAGAUGUGCAGGUUUUAGGAAAAACACAUUCUCUUAAGGAAAAAAAUACAAAAAAAUCGUUUUAGUACGAAUUUUAUGAUCAAGUUUUUACGAAAAAUACAAAUUUUGGUCAUAAUUUUUUUAGAGUUUAUGGUGAAAUUUUGAUAGAAAAAAAGUGAUUUUUAAGAUUUUUUUAGUGGAUGCGCAGUUUGGCAGGAAAAAUCAAUGCCAAAUGGAAAAAAAUUCGAAAAUUUAGGAUUUUCAAAGCAUUUCAGAAUAAAAUUUCCCACUAGAGUUUUUUUGAAGUUGAUACUUCAAUUAAAAAGUUCGUCUAGGAUUUCACUAGGCUUUAAAGUUUUCUAAAAAUCAUUUUUAAAGCCUAGAAGUUACAAAAAAAGCUCGGAAGUAUAUGAAAAUUGCGAUUUUCCAGUUCUCAAGGAACUUAUUCCGGCCAUUGUCGCCACCCACGAAUCCAGUUGGAGCCGAGUACGAUCCAGACGAGGACGAACCGACUUUAGAAGCUGCCUGGCCGCAUUUACAGGUCAUUUUCGGGACCAUUUUGAUUUUUGAAGGGAACCAGGGGCAUAUACGUUUCAGAAGGCAUGAAUAAGGUUGAAAAUUGCGGGAACUUGAAUGCUAGGAGGAAAGCCGCAGUAUAACUCGAUGAAUAAUUUAUUCUUCUGAAAGUUUGACAGGCCAUUUACAGGUCAUUUUCGGGACCAUUUUGAUUUUUGAAGGUAGGAAAUACGUUUCAAAAGGCUUUAAUAAGGUUGAAAAUUGCUGGAGCUUGAGUUGACUUCUUACUCGAUGAAUAAUUAAUUCUUCUGAAAAUUCGAUUGACGAAUCUGAAGUUUGUAAUUAAAGUCGGAUAGUCAGAAGCUGCCUGGCCCCAUUUACAGGCCAUUUUCGGGACCAUUUCGAUUUUUGAAGGUAGGAAAUACGUUUCAAAAGGCUUUAAUAAGGUUGAAAAUUGCUGGAGCUUGAGUGGAAACAUAUAACUCGGUGAAUAAUUAAUUAUUAUAAAAACUUGAUUGGAAAAAUCCGAAGUUUCUAAUGAAAGUCUGAUAGUUAGAAGCUGCCUGGCCCCAUUUACAGGCCAUUUUCGGGACCAUUUCGAUUUUUAAGGAAACCAGGGGAAAAUACGUUUCCAAAGGCAUGAAUAAGGUUGAAAAAUCAAGAGAAGACUGAUUAGAGGUUACUGAGCAGUGGGAACAGCUGGAGUAUGUCCUUUAGGGAGAAAAAGGCCUCUACGGAGGUGUACUGAAGGGCCCCUGUAAGAGCCCUUAAAUGGUCAUUUAAGACCCAUUACAGGGAACUAUCAAGCAGAAAAAUAAUUCAAAAGUCAUCCUACAGGAUAUUUCCCCCUUAAAGAGGUCCUCAUACAAUCCCUAUAGGGCCCACUGAGCCUCAACCUCCCUUUAGGACCCCUUCAGUUUUUACCAAAACUAAGCGAAAAGGAUAUGAAAAUCUGAUUUUUAGAAGCUUCAAUAAAAUCAUUUUUUGAAGGAAAAUAUGUUCCGAAGGGUUAUAAAAAUGCUUGGAAUCGAUAAAAUAAAUUUUUGAGUUGAUUAUUUGGGAAAAAGGGGAUUAUUAUCCAGGUUUUUGUGAAAGAGGAAGAUUGGGAUUUCUGAAAAUAAGGAAAACAUGUAUAUACAGGCAUUUUUUAUGUGGACUUCAAAAAAAAAGGACAUUUUUUUUCAGUUGGUCUACGAAUUUUUCCUGAGAUUUCUCGAAUCGCCCGACUUUCAGCCGUCGAUCGCCAAAAAACACAUUGAUCAGAACUUUAUUUUGAGGGUUUGUUUGGAUUUUUUUCCCCCUUAGGAAAAAUUGAUAGAAUUUUAUAAAAUAGUGAGAAAAAGGGCUUUUUAAAGUGUUUAUUGUACUUAACAAUAAUAAUAAUGAUAUUUAAUUACAAGCAAAAACAAAAAUAAAAUGUACAAGACUGAUUUUGAAAAAGAAAAAAUUUGACAAUGAUGCCUGAAAUAAAUUUAAAAAAAGGUACUUCUAAAGCUUAAGGUGAUUUAUUUUAAUUUUUAUUUUUUUUGGCUCGAGGGAUUUUUCAGUUCAUUUUGAUGCUGAAAUUUUUUUGAAGCUAGUUAUUGAAGUUUAUUUUAAUCUCUGGUUGAAUUUGAGCUUCCAAAACGAAUUUUUUUAACGGUACUCAAAUUUAGUCAAAAAAAUAGCUUUUUUUCAAGCGUUACUGUAUUUUUUUGAACCUUGAAACUGAUUUUUCUAGUUUUUUUUUUCGCGGAAAAAAUUUGAUUUAAGUUUUCCGUUCAAUAUUUUGCCUUGAAAAAAUUCCUUUCAUUUUUUUUUUGAUAGUUUUCAGUUUGAUUUGACACUAUAUUUCUUGAAAUUUACCAUAAGCAUGUCGAUUUUGAGCUUUCCAAUGGAUAUCCAAUUUUAAAAAGUACACAAUUUCAUCUAUCCUACAUUUAUUUGAAUUAUUGAAUGGGCUAUUGAAAAAUUAAUCAAAUUAUUGAUAGAAGUCGGUUUUUUUAGUCACUUUUAUACACUUGAAAGUAGAAUAAAAAGCUUCUUUUUUUAAUAUUUUCAGCAAAUUUUUCACCUUUGAUCUCUAAUUUUAAAUCUAAUUAAACUCCUAAGAUUCACAAAUUUAUUCUCAUAGGCAUAUCUUUCAGUUAUUAAUGAUAAUGGAUUCGGAAGACCCGCGAGAGCGCGACUUCUUAAAAACGACACUUCAUCGGAUUUACGGAAAGUUCCUCGGGAUGCGCGCCUUCAUCAGGUUAUACUCAUCAUGAUUUUUGAAUGAGAAAUGGAUUUUUCGUUCAGAAAGCAGAUGAACAACAUCUUCUACUCGUUCAUCUACGAAACCGAGCGCCAUAAUGGCAUCGCUGAGCUGUUGGAGAUACUUGGUGGGGUUUGAGGGAAUAAUCGAGUUUCAGAAAUUCCUAGUGGUCACUUCAGAGUUCUGACGUUUUAGAGGUUGAAAUAGUGACCCCCUUAGGGUUUUGACUUUCUAGUGGCCACUACAGUGAUCUUUUGUCAAAAGAAUUUUCAGAGAAAAUCCAAUCUUUUAAAAGUUUUCUGCAGAACUUUCUAGCGGCUACUUCAGGGUUCUGAAGUUUUAGUGGUCACUAUAGUGUCGUUUUUUGUUUUCAUUCAUAUUUGAUAUUGUAGGCAGCAUCAUCAACGGGUUUGCACUUCCUUUGAAGGAAGAACAUCGAACUUUCCUCCUUCGGGUCCUUUUACCCUUGCAUAAGGUUGGUUUUAGGAAAAAAAUGGUGUUAAAAUUUUCAAAUAAUAGUGGUCAAAUGGUUAAAAAAUGGUGGUCGAACGGUCAAGAAUAGGUAAAAUUGAGUAAAGCACAUUUGAAGCAGUAAAGGUGUAGUAAAAUGAUAGGCAAAUCGUCGGAAAAGGCUUUUUUGCGCCCUUUCAAAGGCUCUUAUGCACCAUUCUUGUUUUUUUAAUAUUCCUGUAGCAUUUAGUUUUUUUUUUCACUGACAUGAGGUUGAAGAACAGAAAAAAUGAGUGGUAAAUUAGUUGAGAAAGUUUUUUAGUCAAAAAAAAGGCUUGAGUUUCGAUUUUCUCUUUUAUUUUACGAUGUACUGGAAAAAAUGUUUAGUUGCCACUUUAGGGUCUUUACGUUAUAGUGGCCACCAUAGUAGACGAGUUAGGGGCCACUUAAGUGACUGAAGUUUAGUGGCCUCUUAAGGAGUCUAAGCUAACGUCUUAGAAGCUCUUUUAGUGAUCACUAAGGCGCAAGGUAGUUUCUGCAGUGGCCACUUUAGUGUCCUCCCCAAGUAUUCCUUGAGGCACCCCUUAAGCGGCCACUAGAGUUGUUCACAGUAUAACUUCCGAAUCUUCAGUUUUUCCCAAUGGAAACUCAGGAUUUUUCCAUUUUCAGUUUUAAGUUUAUGAAAACUUACUUUUUUUUUUCUAAAUUACAAAUUUUUUUUUUUAUUAAGGUAGAUAAAAAGGACCAGUUUGAUUCCUAGAACUCAAAAUUAGAUUUCCUAAUUUUUCAGGUGAAGUCCUUAUCAGUCUACCAUCCGCAAUUGGCCUAUUGCGUCGUACAGUUCCUGGAAAAAGACGCUUCUCUGACGGAACCUGUAAUCCACGGCCUUUUACGAUUCUGGCCCAAGCAGCACAGUCCCAAGGAGGUGGGGAAAUGAGAAAAAUGAGGGUUUUCCGAGGUGGAUUGAGAAAGUUUAUUGAAGGGCAUUUUAAAAUUAUCGAUUUUUCACAAAUUUCAAGUGGAUGAGUUCAUGGCUCAACUGUUAGAUUGCCUUAAGAAGGUAUAAAAAAUCAAGUUUUUGGUAAAAAUCGUGGAAUUUUGACAAGACUCUAAGAAAAUUGAAUUUUGAAAGUUUUUCAUGUAUUUUUUAGUGUACUUGAUUCCAAAUAAUGAGUAGGUGGAUUUAAGGUUCUCCGGUCAGAAAAUAUUUAAAAUUAGGGUCUUGGCACGAUCAGCGAAAUAGUGUGCGAAUUUCAGAGACUUUCGAGAAGUUUGGGCUUUUUCAAGACAAAUCGAUGAUUUCUAAAAUUGACCUGUGAAGAAAAUCCUUUUUUUUCCGGAGUUUUUGAGUUUUGUGAGAGCAAAAGUUUUGAAUAGGCUUUGGAUUAACUGAAUUUUUUCUGGAAGUAUAAAUCUUGAAUCGAUUUUUGAAUAACGGAACUUUCUUAAAUAAUUCAAAUAAUCCAAAAAAUAUCUUGUAAUCAUUCAGGUGAUGUUCCUGAACGAGCUGGAGGAGGUAUUGGACGUUAUCGAGCCGAGCGAAUUUCAGAAAAAUCAUGAAGCCGUUGUUCAGACAAAUCGCCCGUUGUGUCAGCAGUCCACAUUUCCAGGUACCUUCUGAAGCUUUUUGAAAGCUCAGUUACUCAAAAAAAUUUUAUCGCUCCAAAAAUUGGUUCAUGUUGAGAGUUUUGAUAGAAAAAUCGCUUCAAAUUUUUAUUUUCAGAUAAUUUUUUUGCAGAAAAAAAUAAUAAUGAAAAACUUGCUUUCGAAGUUUUUUUCUGAAGUUGAACUUCUAGAAAAAAAGAUCUCAUGUUUUUUUACUGGCCAAAUAACGUUAAACGCGGUUCAAAAAAAGCUCCGAAAUUGACUUUUUAAGGUUUGAAAAAGGACAAAAAAAGGGAUGAAAUGAUUUUUCGGAAGUCUCUAUUGAAAAUAAAGAUUUUUAAGUUUCAAGGAAGGCUUUAAAAAUUCUAAAGUAAGUGAUUUUUGAGUUAGAACUCGUCGAGGCUAAAAAUUUUUUUAAACCUAAAAAUAGUGGAUUACAUAUUUUAUUUUUUUCCGCUUGGCUGGGACAUUUUUUUACUUCAUGUUGGAUGCGUUUUUGGCGCCAAUUCGAAAAACGUCACAUUUGUUUGAUUUUUUUCCUAGGGUUCCUGUUGAAAUAUUCAUUAAACAAAUGUUUUUACGGCAAUUCAUAUCAGAGAAAUAAAGAUGAUUUUCAAAGAGGAGGUGAUAACUUUUGAACUGGCGCAAUAAGGCGUCGCAACCGCUUCGCACGUGAACUGCAAAUGCCGCACAUUUUAAACCAAAAAAAAAUCGAUUCUAAAGCUGAUUUCCUGUUUCAAGGUCGCUGAAAGAGCCUUAUACUACUGGAAUAACGAAUAUGUGAUGUCGUUGGUGGCGGAAAACGCCAAGGAAAUCAUUCCGAUCAUGUUUCCGGCGCUCUACCGCAACAGCAAGUCUCACUGGAAUAAGUUGGUUUUUAUUUCUUUGAAAGAAGUUUUCCGUUAAUUAAAAAAAGUGGAUUUCAUGAUUAUGACGUCAUUUUUUGCGAAAAAUUACGUCACAUUUUGAAAAAUUGUUCUUUUAUUCUGUGGAAUGAGGGGGGGGGGGUUUCAAGUUCCGAUAAAAAUUUUACCUAAAAAUAAGGAAUUUUGGGAUAAAUUAUGACGUCAUUUUCGUAAAAAUGGAGAAAAUGACGUCAAAAACCACCCACUUCACCAAAAAAUGACGUCAUAACGUUACCAUUUAUCGUAAAAUCCAUGACAAACUGGUGAAUUUCCGACAGAUCAUGACGUCAUUUUUCGCAAAAGUGUGAGGAAAAUGACGUCAAAAAUCACCUAGUUCAGCCAAAAAUCACGUCAUAACUUUAAUUCUCAUGAAAUUCGUGGCAGUCUGAUUACUUCCCAAAGAAACAUGACGUCAAUUUUGGCCUAAAUAAAGGAAAAAUGACGUCUAAAACUACCUAGUUGAGCGAAAAAUGACGUCAUAACUUCAACACAUUCACUUCACUAUAAGAAUAUAAGAACUUCACUAUAAGAUCCAUGGCAACCUUUUGACUUUCUUCUGAAUUUUGACGUCAUUUUUGACCGAAAUAAGUGAAAAUCGAAGAAUUCGAUCCCGAGAGUUUGCUAGAAAAUAUUGAUUUUUCAGAACGAUUCACGGACUGAUUUACAACGCGCUGAAGAUGUUCAUGGAAAUGAAUCAGAAACUGUUCGACGAGUGCUCCCAGGGCUAUAACAAGGUAAAAUGAGGAUAAUUAAUAAAAUAGUCAGGUUUUUUCUUCACCGGAUUUUCAUAGAACCCUGGAGUUUUGAGAUUGUAACAGUUAAUUUUUGAAAAAUUUUCUCAUAAAAUUCAAUCUAAUUUUUUUAAUCAGUCCUUUUUUCAUGGAAGAGUGACGUAAUUUUUUUGAAUUUUUCCGGAUCAAAAAAAGAUUUGGUUGAAAUUUAGAAUUUUGAUGCAUUAUGGCUUUGACAAGGCGGAAUAACGUCUUCUAAUUGAAAUUUUGGAAAUCUGACUUCAGAAUUGAUUUUAUUUUGGAAAUAAGUUGAAGAGACGAUUUCUUCUGUCCGAUAUCUUUUUCAAAAAUGAAUUUUCGAGGCUCUAAGAAAGAAAAUGGGCCGCCAAAAAAGCACCAAAAGUCGAUUUUGCUGAGUCUCUCCGAAGCUUAGGGUGCUACGAAAAAGGGAGUUUCCCAUCUUUCCGAAGAAUAACUGUACGUAAAAGUCCGCAUUUGGCGUGUUUGCACACUUUGGAGGGUACUUUUUUUUCCAAAUGUGCACUUUAACAUACAGUUCUUUUCGGAAAAAGAAAAAUCGCCCUUUUGUCGUAGUCCUGAAGCUUGAAGCUUAUGUAAAGUGUGUAACUGUUUCUUCUUUUCCACUGUAGGCUCAUUUUAUUGGCAUCUCAAAGUUUGCAUUACUAGGAAAAUAUCACUUUUUCGAACUCAAAGCUUUUUACUAAACAACCAGAUUCAAUUCUGAUUUUCUAGGAAAGAACCCAAGAGAAAACGGCGCUCGAAGAGAAGGAAAGGGCGUGGCAGAAGCUGGAGCACAUCGCCCGCGGCAAUCCUCAUGUUAGCCAAUCAUUCCUAGCCAAGAAAACUGAGUUGUUGCAGUACAUGGAGAUCAAGGCGUUGUUCAACGAGGAGUUCGACGGCGGCGUCAACGGAUUCUCCAGGGAGGAGGUCCAGGAGGUCGACAUCAGCAAGGAGGAGAUCAUGAGGAAUAUCCUCUCGCCCGUCAGUUUUUUUUUUUUGGCAUUUCUAGGGAUUCUGAAGUAUUCUAGUUCGUAAAAGGGAAGUUGAACCUGCAAGAUUUUCAGAAGAUUUGAAAAUCUCGGAGUUGGAGCUGAACAGUUUGAACUUGAGGCUCAAAUUUUUACCUCUUUCAAAAAAAAAGGAGCCUUAUUUUUUUCACUUUUUAGAUGAUUGAGGAAUCAUUAUAGGGCUUGAGAAGAUGAAUAAAAAAUAUGUUUUCCUAGGCAAAAAUAAGUGAUCCCUUAAGAGGUCUGAUCCAGUUCGAAGAAGCGCAGACUUGAUGGCUUUUUUUGAAGGGUUCACUUGAGUGACUUCAGAAAAUCGCUUGAUUUGUAGCAUUUUUUUAAGGGAUCACUUGAGUGACUUCAGAAAUUCACUUGAAUUGAAGGCUUUUUUUUAAGGGAUCACUUGAGUGACUUCAGAAAUUCACUUGAAUUGAGGGCUUUUUUAAGUGACCACUUGAGUGACUUCAGAAAAUCGCUUGAUUUGUAGCAUUUUUUUAAGGGAUCACUUGAGUGACUUCAGAAAUUCACUUGAAUUGAAGGCUUUUUUUUAAGGGAUCACUUGAGUGACUUCAGAAAUUCACUUGAAUUGAGGGCUUUUUUAAGUGACCACUUGAGUGACUUCAGAAAUUCACUUGAAUUGAGGGCUUUUUUAAGGGAUCACUUGAGUGACUUCAGAAAUUCACUUGAAUUGAGGGCUUUUUAAGGGAUCACUUGAGUGACUUCAGAAAAUCUCUUGAAUUGAGGGCUUUUUUAAGUGACCACUUGAGUGACUUCAGAAAAUCUCUUGAAUUGAGGGCUUUUUAAGUGACCACUUGAGUGACUUCAGAAAAUCUCUUGAAUUGAGGGCUUUUUUAAGUGACCACUUGAGUGACUUCAGAAAAUCUCUUGAAUUGAGGGCUUUUUUAAGUGACCACUUGAGUGACUUCAGAAAAUCUCUUGAAUUGAGGGCUUUUUUAAGGGAUCACUUGAGUGACUUCAGAAAUUCACUUGAAUUGAGGGCUUUUUUUUUAAGGGAUCACUUGAGUGACUUCAGAAAAUCUCUUGAAUUGAGGGCUUUUUUAAGUGACCACUUGAGUAAACCACUAGAUUUUUCUCACAGUAAGCUUGAACGUUGAAAGGGUACUAACAACUUCAGAAAAAAAAAUUUUUUUCGGGGUUUAUUUUUGGAUGAGUUUCAAAAGAGUCUUUUGAAAUCAAAGAGUUCAAAAAUAUGAUUUUCUUCUCACAGCAUAGUGGAUAAUACAUUACACGUUCUUUUCAUUGAAAAGCUCAAUUUUUUCGAUUUUUUGAGUAGAAAGGUAAAAAUCAUAGAAGUUUUUAUUCCACGUAAGGAACCGAAAAAUUGGAGACACAAGGUGAUUUUUUCAGUAAAAUUAAAACUGAUUAGUGGGCCUCAAGUGGCCAUUUUAGUGAUCUAUCAGCUUUCAGAAGAACCAGUGUGUACUAUAGUUCGAGGUUUUUUUAGAAGACCUUGAAGGUGUUUUUCAAGUUGUUACUUGAGUGGUUUGGAUGAUUUGGGGGAAUAGUUUGAAAUAUUGAAAGAUAUUUGAAAGAAGAUUUUUAUAACAUCAUGAGUAAGCUCGAAUUCAAAGUUAAAAGCUACUUUCCCAAAAAAACAUUGAAGUGGUUACUUGAGUGAUUUAGGAGAUUUUCCAUUUAGCUUGUAACUAUUAAAAUUAUGAAGCAAUAUAGCUGGAAAAACGAAGCAUUUUUCUAACUUCGAAUUUAAGCCAUCAUAAAUCAGAGAGUUCAGAAAGUUGCCCUCUUUCUUAUCGCACACCAAUCUUGAUAAUACCCUAGAAGUUUUGUCAUCCUGAAAAUUUUUUGGGAGACCAAGUUUGAUCAUAAAAGUCUGAAUUUCAGUCGUCGGUCCACGAACGAGACUCGAGCAUGAACCACAAGAAGAGCGAUUUUCCCGCCGGACGAGAUGACGGCCAAGGCGCUCAACGAGUACCGACGACACGACGCCUACCUCAAAAAGUUGCCCAGUGA